This is a messenger RNA of Prorocentrum cordatum, 393 nucleotides long. NCBI's taxonomy places the organism in Eukaryota, Dinophyceae, Prorocentrales, Prorocentraceae. The record is from the annotation of a GenBank genome assembly.
GCCCUCGCGCCGGAAACGGCGGAGGCCAUCGUGCGCGACCUCGACAGCAAAGGUACGGGGGGCAUCGAGCUCGCGGAGUUCACGGAGGUCGUGCACGCCUGGUGGUCCAAGCGCGGGAAGAGCCCGAGCGGCAGCGGCGCACGGAGGAGGUCGAGGACGAGGUCGAGAGCGAGCGGCGCGUCGAGGUGUUGCGCGGACGAGCGGGGUCGUCCUCACCUGGUCCUCAACUUCGACAUCAACCAGACGGUGCUCAUGAUAGACUCGUGCACGGGCGCCAACACCGCCAACCUGUGCUCUACCGUGAUCGCCAACGCCGCGUGGGGGAGCAUCGAGGAGGACGAGAGCGGAAACCCAGUGCGGUGGGUCCCGGACUCAGAUCCGCCCGCGUCUUGA